Molecule: messenger RNA, 9096 nt
Organism: Paramuricea clavata
Lineage: Eukaryota; Metazoa; Cnidaria; Anthozoa; Malacalcyonacea; Plexauridae
Source: the annotation of a GenBank genome assembly
CAUAGUCUGUGUGUAAUGUGGCAUUGGUCGGAUUAGAGAAGGAUGGCGUCUGGACAACUUUGGACAAAGAAAAUAUGGAGAAAAAGGAACCGGGAUAUAUAUAUUAUAUGUACAUAGACGUCUGUCUGCAUGUGUGAAAUACGGCAUUAGACGAAAAAUGAAAAUAUAAGACAUGAUUCGUUCCCAGAACCUUUGCCAGUUUAGUCGUCCGGAAUGUUCUGGUUGAUAUUUACACAAUGACAGUUGACUGAUUCACCAGAACGAUUCGGGCCAUUUACAACACUUGUGCAGUUCAACGAAUGCAAACCACCAACGAUGACACUAAUUGAACUACUAACGGCGAAAACAAGCCACAAAAAACGGUAAACUUAUUAUUGUUCCAUCAAAUUUGGCAACAGAAACAUUGCAAUAUCACAAGACGUAACGGAUUCCGCGACGGUUGUCAAUAAGCAGUGACGGUUUAUUCAAGUGCUCUCAUUUGUUUAAUGAUCCGUGCUCUGCAGUGGUCUUCGCACGCGCGAUUUCGGUUGAAAACGGAAAGUCGUGGUUACGUGUUGUUAAGAGGCUUGAAAGAAAGUUCUAUGUUGUGUAUUGAAAAGGAAUUUGCGUCUUGUAUCGGUAUUGUGUUGUCUGAAUUAUGAGACAUGCAGUAUGUUUUGUGAUUGUCGCAACAAAUGAAACCGCAAAUGGAAAGUCUAAAAAGUAUGCAUGUAUCAAGGACAAGGUAAGAGUCAUAUAGCUGCAUGUCAAUACUGUAAGACUGUUCUUAGACUUCCAACUAUUCAGUUUAGGAUGUCGCUGAGGAUGAGAAUACAUACAGAAUGCUAUCCCAACACUAUCACAUGACACAUGUUGUAUUCCACUUAAAACGUAUAUGAAACAUUCAUCAAACGUUUUUCUUAGUCGAAAGCUUGAAAUGUCCCCUGUAACAAUGCCUAACUGCAAACUCAUCAUUUGAUCUAUAACACAAGGCCAUCCAAAGGUUGUCCUUUACUGGACCUCGGCUCUUCAGCUUAACUGAGGGAGAACAGAUUAGAACUUAUAAAGCUAUCCAAUAUGAGGUAAAUCGAGGAAAAAGUUUAUGCAAACCAGAACUGAAUGUUUGUAUAUGUGGAUCUACAACACCUCAUCAGCUAUCUAGUAUAGGAGGUAAAUCGAGGAAAAAGUUUAUGCAAACCAGAAUUGAAUGUUUGUAUAUGUGGAUCUACAACACCUCACCAAACAAUGAUAUCUUUUGAAUUUUCGUCAUAAAUUAGUAAUUUACAAAUAGAGUCAGUUCAGUUCAGUCGAAUGAACGUAUAUGUCUGUCACGGUCCAAGGAAACCAGUACUAGUGCCAAGCUUCCACGGUUUAAUCGAUCAGCUUAUAUACCCCUUAUAAAUCAAAUAAAUUGCCAACGACAUGACGUAUAGUUGUUGUUUACCAGAAGAUCUGUGUAGUAUCAAUGCUAUCACUAUUUGGUCAAACCCAUCAUUAACAUGCAGACUAGGCAAACAUUGAUAUAGAUUCGUAAAUCAUCUAAACAAUAGAAUGAGAGAUAGUGCAUGCACUAAUAUACUCUUAGACAAAAAUACCAAAAUAUUUCAUGCUUGUAUAGUUGUAUUCGCUCAGUUCCAAUCUUAACUAAACUAACUUUAUUUACACUGGAUAUAGCUCUAUCAGUUUUAAACUGUUCUUGCAAGAGGUCCAGUAUAAGAGUCAUCUCAUGUCGUUCCCGCGAAGAAGAACUAAGAAAAACUAGGUUUUUACGAACAAGCACUAUUCUCGUGUAAUAGAAGUGAAAUUAUAAUUAACUGCAUGUAUAUUGCAGAAAUCGAACGCCGGUAUACAGAAGCACAAAUCAGAACACUGUCAAUGGACCUUUCCCCUUAUAACUAAAAUUUCGAUCUAGACAAAAAUUUCAUCACAGCUUGAAAAAGCAUCACAAAAUUAGUAAUAUUCCAAAGUUUUGUUGCAAAAUCUUGUAAAAUGCGGAUAAUAUAGCCUUGCGAAGUUUGCCGUUUUUCAGUCAUUUUGUAUUACAAACGGGAAAAUGACAUACGAUUCGGGUGUUGGGGCUACAAUUUCCCGUUUGUAAUGCAAAAUGACUGAAAAUUGCAAACUUCGCAAGGCUCUAUUUUCCUCAUUUUACAACAUUUCGCAACGAAACUUUGGAAUAUUACUAAUUUUGUGAUGCCCUUUCGAGCUGUGAUGAAAUAUUUGUCUAGACUUGCCUAGAUCAAAAUUUUGGUUAUAAGGGGAAAGGUCUAUUAGAUAUUUCACUUUGCAUAAACGACGCGCAGACGUAUUUUUUCUUGCGCUCAAUGGCUAUAGGCCGCAAAUGAGAUUGCUCGUCCGAGCAAAAGAUAUUUAUUCAACCAAAUACUAAUUGAAAUUUGGCGAUGAAAUAAUAAAGCGUAAGCAAACAAACCAAGUAAACACACUAUUGACUGAAGAUAGAAACUUACAUUAAAAGCACGACGUGUGUAGAUUAACUGGCAUUAACUCCCUUUAACAAAAAGGGGGAAACUAACUAAAACUAGACUUUGAUAAAUGGCCAGAUUAAAUCACAGACGAAGAGAUGGUUAUUAAUAAAUAGCAAAGCUUAAAGAUAGCAUCACUUGACGGACAAAUCUUGCGAAAUCAGCUGUUCUGCUCGCUUGAAAGUUGAAGAAAUUGUUUGGGUAAACAAGAAAGAGAAAUUAUUUCAGCGUCAUUGGAGCAAGAAGCAAAUAGUCUAUUGUUGUAUAUGGCAUUAAUAUAUUGUUGUGUUGUAAAUGUUAUAAAAUGUGAGGCGAUUGAGCUUUAGCAAAGGACGCAUCAAAGAUAACACUACACUAGUUGAAUGAAUAUGUUUUAUGCAUUGGGCGAUAGUUGACAGGUUUGUACCCUGGUGUUGUGAUUAUAUACAAGUCUAAUUCAUGUUUUGAAAAACAUGAUGCUUUGUAGAAGGAUCUACUCAAAUUAUGCACCAAACAGAUUCAUAGAGUUUACAGAAUGAGAUUCUCAUUCUGUAAACUCUAGCUGUGAUUAUGAGAUGUCAGUUUGUAUUGUUGCCUGCAGAAAAAAAUCUGUUUACUACGCUUAAGCCAAGUCUUAAUUAAUCCCCAAGCCUGAGGAAUACUUAUCAUUCGUUCUCCAUAUAUCCACACCAGGCAAGUAGAAAACUACUUGAUCAUGGUGGGAUUUGUACUCAGGUAAAUUAUAUAUAUUGGAUGAUGUUCUCCAAGUGAUGUCCACACCAGGCAAGUAAAAAACUACUGAUCAUGGUGGGAUUUGUACUCAGGUAGAUUAUAUAUAUUUGAUUGUAUAUACACUGAGAGAUGUCCAUUAUUUCUCAAUGCCCCAAUGGUAUUAGCCCUAAGCGAAAACACCAAAAUGUUAAUUGGAACACGCUCUUACUACUUUCCAGGUCAAAAUGAACACGAACUAAGAAAGUCAACACACUCAGAUUGGAUAUGCGAGUAGAAUAUACUAACUCCCAAACCGCGGGCUCAGAACAGGUCAUUACAAACUUAGUUUCAUUUACCUUAAUUGUGUCAACGGUUGUCUUCUUGGGUGCCGUGUGUCGCUUCCUCAAAAGAUGUUGCGAAAGACUAAAAAAUAGAAACAAAGACCAUGACGUCAUCGCUUUUAGGGAAGUGCGAAGAAUUUCUCAACUACGGAGUAACUCGGCACCCAGGAUUUGUACCCAAGAAUACUCGGUUGUGCACCAGGAAGAUAUUCCGAUCGAUACUGAAGAGAUGCCGGUGCAGCCCGAAGUUGGUGCGCUAAAGAAAGAGAUAUUCCUAAGGCCGAGAGCGCCCACAGACCCUGGGGCUGGAUUCAGUCCAAAGGUAUGAAGCAUUUACCCGAUGUGAUGCAUAUAUACGAGGGGAAAAUACUGGAUAGCUCUAUCAGUUCUAAGUUCAUUCAGAGGUUCAGUAAAGUCCAUCCUUUGCUGGUGCUGUGUCACUACAGCAAUAUUACACCAAUAAGAGAUUAUCCUUACUGGACCUUUAGGAAGAACAGUUUAGAACUGAUAGAGCUAUCUAGUAUAAAUAAAGUCAGUUUAGUUUAAGUUUCCUCCUGUAGUAACACUGGACCAAUAAGAGACGAUCCUUACUGCACCUCUAGGAAGAACAGUUUAGAACUGAUAGAGCUAUCCAGUAUAAACAAAGUACAAUGUACUAUAGAAUAAGUUGUCCUCUCAAAUAACUGCCUAGGCGUAGUUCAAACGUUGCACUAGAACUAGUCUAAAUAUUUCUAGGUAACUCGACAAAUCUCGGCACCAGCUUCUUAUACAUCACGCGGUCUUGCCAGGGGGGAGACAUCCCCUCUAGCUCAAAGAAUCCUAACAAGAGACUGGUCAUCACAUGAAGAAAUGAAGACGACAGACCUCAAGCCUCAGUUGUAUAAGAAAGAAGCUUCACUGCAAAAAUUUCAAACUUCUAACAAGAACACAUGUGGUGCUUUAGAUACUGAGGUUUAUUACGAUGUUAACUCUUCAGAAUUGAAGGUCAGUUUGAAAGUUUUGUUAUUGGUGGUGCCGUGGUGAUUCCUUGCUGUUGUUGUGAUUGUUCAUUGUUAUUGGUGGUGGUGAUGGUGUUGUUGCUGUUGUUACUGUUAUUGUCGUCGUCGUAGUUAUCGUUGUGGUUGUUGUUGCUGUGGUUGUUCAUUGUUGUUGUUGUUGUUGUUGUUGUUGUUGUUGUUGUUGUUGUUGUUGUUGUUACCGUCGUCGUUGUUGUUCAUUGUUGUUGCUUGUUACGUUACUCUGAGUGUAUAUCCACACCGGGCAAGCUUGAAAAAUAUGCCUGGCCACGGUGGGAAUCGAACCUACGACCUUUGGAAUACUAGCCCAAUGCUCUGCCAACUGAGCUACGUGGUCAGAUCGGUUCGAGCAAAUAUCAUGAUUAUUAGAUUACACUGAUAUCGAAGGAACUAGACUCAGUUCCGAAAUAUUACAUACUCGAACCGACCUGACCGCGUAGCUCAGUUGGCAGAUCUUUGGGCUAGUAUUCCAAAGGUCGUAGGCUCGAUUCCCACCGUGCCCAGGCAUAUUUUUCAAGCCUUCCCGGUGUGGAUAUACACUCAGAGUAACAUCACAAGCACCUUAUUCACCUGAGUAUACAUUACACCAACACAGCAAAUAUCAUCUUGAUUGUUGUUGUUGCUGUUGCUGUUGCUGUUACUGUUACUGUUGCUGUUGUUGUUGUUGUUGUUGUUGUUGUUGUUGUUGUUGUUGUUGUUGUUGUUGUUUGUUGUUGUUGUUGUUGUUGUUGUUGUUGUUGUUGUUGUUGUUGUUGUUGUUGUUGUUGUUGUUGUUGUUGUUGUUGUUGUUGUUGUUGUUGUUGUUGUUGUUGUUGUUGUUGUUGUUGUUGUUGUUGUUGGUGAUGGUGUUCUUGCUGCUGUUACUGUUACUGUUACUGUUACUGUUACUGUUAAGUUGUUGUUGUCGUCGUCGUCAUCGUUCGUUGUCGCUGUUGUUGUGUCGUUGUUGUUGUUAUUCAUCCCUGCCCAGAAUAAACAAUUGUUCUUGUCCCUGGUGGCUAAAGUUGCUCAAGGUUCUGUUGUUGUCAUUCGCAUUGCUUUUUUCAUGCUUAUAACUUAUUGCAUCGUUAUAACUCGCUAAGAUUAAUCAGAAACCAUCCUGAGAGAUGCAUCACUAUCAUUUCUCUAGGUCACUGUAAACUCGAUACAUCAACUCCUCCACAAACAUAUGGAGGAAACCAACACCUAUGUCAGCGUGAAACUGAUCCCCGAUCAAAAAAGCCGUCGGACAAGUAUACAUACGAAAACAAUUGACCCCGUAUACAAUGACGAGUUCAAUUUCAACAUUGAUCCGAGAGACGAUAUAACAUGUCACGUGUUAAUAUAUGGCCUUUUUCACGUGGACAAAUUCUCGGCAAGUUAUUUACGGGGAGAAGCGUGUUUGCCGUUGUUUCAAAUUGAUUUGGAUUCGAGACGAAGAGUGCGGAUCCCUUUUGUUGAAAUUAAGGUAAGAGGCUGCCUCGUAUCCAGGUGCUUUAAAUAUAACAGAGAUAUAUACUACUUAGGGGUACGUGAAGUUAUGCAUCGCUGUUAUACGAGGCAAGGUAAGGAGGCUAUCAAGUGGACUUAUUUAGGGGACUUCGGUGGCGAAAUGGUCAAUGCUCUGAGGUCGCGGGUUCAAAUCUCAGUGAGAACUUUCUCAAUGCGACUCGAACCCAGUCCUCAUGUGAAAAGAGUAAAAGUCAAUGACGCUCUGCCGAAUGUCGUGAGUUUUCCCCGGGUACUCCGGUUUCCUCCCACAGGGAAAGGCGACAGGGUGGGUUAGGUAAAUGGGUACACAGUAAUUUGCAUAUGCUGUUGUGGUGACCCUGCCCCAGUUGGCCAAGUUAAAUAAAUAAAUAAAUAAGUGAAUUUCAUUUAGUCAUGGAAAAUGCGUUAUAGAAGUUUUUAAUAGACGAUUCCCCUUAUUACGUUUUCGUAGCGCUUUGCAUUGUGGUUAUAGUGGUAUCACUGAUAUAUUCAAGAUGGCUUAUUUUUUGUCCUGACCCGUGCAACAACUUUUAAAGAAAGCUAGGGUCAGGUGCACGAUAUCCAACAGCAAAAUAUUCGCGCAAACAUUCAAUAUUUUCAUUCAAAGCCGCUAUCUUUAUCAGUGAUACCACUAUAACCACAAUGCAAAGCGCUACGAAAACGUAAUAAGGGGGAUCAUCUAUUACAAUUACAAUUACAAUUUCAGUAUAAGUGUUAUACCAACUCCUUUUCAAAACUUACGUUUCUUUUUGACAGCGAACGCUUUUCACCAGCAUGUACCCAGUCUAUCGCAGUGGUAUCACCGGUUGUAUCCUGGUGUCCCUCACGUAUGAGCCUUCGAAGUCAAGUAUCAUCGUCAAUCCGGUCCGUGUGAGAUAUGUACCUAGGAAACGUCAUGUAAACUAUGGUAAGUCAACCACACACGAAAAGCGAUUGAAAUCCUAAGCAAAGACCCGUACAGAAAGGCACGUUUUUCUUGACAAGUUUUAUUUGCUUCGUGUGUACGGCCCGAAAGGGAAACUUAACAAGUGUACAUGGGUUAGGUAAUAGGGCCCACAGUAAUUGGCAUAUGCUGUUGUGGUGACCCUGCCCUAGUUGGCAAAAGCUAAAUAAAUAUUUCGAUGGUAUGGGCAAUAAAGACGGCUGACGUGAGAUAAAUGUUUAACAACAUUCCGAGCACACGAAAAACAAAAUUUGUGAAGGAAAAACCUAUUGACCGCAAACACGAGAAAGUAAACUUGUCAAGGAAAACAGUACGAGUCCAACAAUACGACAUCAAUAACGAAAAGCUAUCUUUUCCUCAAUUUCAGGCAGAAACGUCUAUAUCAAAGUCGACCUUCGCCACAAAGGCGGCAGAAUUACAAAAAUGAAAACGAGGAUUAUAGAAAUGGAGCGAAUGACGGGAAGUGACGACAGUUUUUAUCAAGCAACUGUCAACGAGCCUCUUACCCUAGAAUACAAAUCAUUUCCACCGGAAGAAAGCGAGAUACAAAUCUCGUUAAAUCACUAUUUGUUUCUUAAAAGUAGUUUUAUUAUAGGACAAGUGCGAAUGUCGCGCACACAGACUGGGUACGAGUCCACGCACUUUCAGAACAUGAUAGAUUCACCCGGGGAGCAAAUCUCCGUGUGGUAUGAAAUGCGGGGGUACACAACCCCGAAUGCUCUGGAAGAAAUUAGACAAUAGGGUUGGUUUAUAGUGAAGCAAACCACGGCAAAAUAGUUCAUGGAACAAUUUAGAACUGAUAGAGCUAUUCAGUGUAAAUAAAGUUAGUUUAAUUCAAAUCGCACUGUAAAUUGUACUAGAUCAAUAAGGAGUACUGUUCCUUAUUCGACCUCUCUACAAUAGAGAAUACACGAGACUUGACAGGGCUACCGAUUAUUGACAUUUUCGUGGGAGUGCUUUCUUUCUCGUUGGUUUCCCAUACGUGUCAAUGGAUCCUGGAGUGCCGUGUGAAAAUACUGCAGCUGAGUUAUCAUAUUAAAACCAUGUCACUUCAGCAUGUCAAGCUUAUUGUGGAGAAAUGCAAAGUUUGAAAGGCUGUAUCAACACGGGUACACUAGAGAGUGUUCCAUAUUUAGUUGCUAUAAUUAAUUAUUUAUACAGUUCGCUUUUGCAACAAUAUGAAUGAUAAUUAAACAACACAUGUCCUUUCAUGUGUGUGGACAUCACUUGGAGAACAUCAUCCAAUAUAUAUAAUCUACCUGAGUACAAAUCCCACCAUGAUCAAGUAGUUUUCUACUUGUCCGCUGGUGUGGACAUGGAGAACAUCACUCAAUAUAUAUAUAUAUAUAUAAUCUAUCUGAGCACAAAUCCCACCAGACCCACCAUGAUCAAGUAGUUUUCUACUUGUCUGGUGUGGACAUCACUUGGAGAACAUCAUCCAAUAUAUAUACUCUAUUAUACUCUACCUGAGUACAAAUUCCACCAUGAUCAAGUAGUUUUCUACUUGUCUGGUGUGGACAACACUUCAUCCAUAUAUAAUCUAUCUGAGCACAAAUCCCAGAUGAUGUUCUCCAAGUGAUGUCCACACCAGACAAGUAGAAAACCACUUGAUCAUGGUGGAAUUUGUACUCAGUUAGACUAUAUAUAUAUUGGAUGAUGUUCUUCAAGUGAUGUCCACACCAGGCAAGUAGAAAACCACUUGAUCAUGGUGGAAUUUGUACUCAGUUAGAUUAUAUAUAUUGGAUGAUGUUCUCCAAGUGAUGUCCACACCAGGCAAGUAGAAAACCACUUGAUCAUGGUGGAAUUUGUACUCAGUUAGAUUAUAUAUAUUGGAUGAUGUUCUCCAAGAGAUGUCCACACCAGGCAAGUAUAGAAAACUAUUUGAUCAUGAUCUUCUAAAAAAAUCGUUGCAAAUUACAGUUGUGUAUAAUUGCGAAUUAUCUUGUAAGAUGGUCCUUGCGUACGAUAUUCAUAUAAUCAUAACAUUAUCUUUUAACUUUAUCUUAUCUUCUUCUCAUGUCGAAACACAUAUAUAUAUAUAUAUACAAAUUAAUUGAAAAAUAACUUUUGUUGUUUUUUCACAUUAGACUAGAUAUAACAUUUGUCAACUCUGUAUAAACACGUAAUCAAGUCUUCCAGCUUCAAUUUUUCACCCAAACCGUAAAAGAUCUAUG